AUGCCCUUUGCCCUGGCCUCCGCCGGCCUGACACUGCUGUACGAGAUGUGCCUGGGGGAGGGCAGGCGGAAGGGGUGGUUCGGCGGGGAUGGCGGGCCCCUGGGGCGGACCCCCGUGCCGUACCCCUUUCAGAUAUUCGCCUUCAUGGUGGGCUUCAUCCUCGUGUUCAGGAGCACCUUUGCCUACCGGCGCUUCUGGGAAGGCAGGACCAGCCUGGCGGUCAUGGAGGCUAUGUUCCUUGAGACGGUCACCCUGGUAAUGAAUUUUGAUUGUGGGACGCUGCCUGCUGACAUCAGCGAGGACGCUGCACUGGCACACGCCAGAUUCAGUGACGCCUUCCUCCACUACAUAAGCCUCCUGCAUGCAGUCGCACUGCAAAGCCUGCGACAGGACUAUGACAUGUCAAACCUGCGCGCCCACGUGGACAUGAUGGAUCCUCCUCCUUUCGAUGCCGCUGACUUGUGGAAAGCGCACGUGCAGAAGCGGAAGUCCGAGGACAGUGGGGAGCCAAUGCGUUUCAAAGCACGUUUCCGUUUCUGGGACCUCAUCUUCCUGAGGUCCAGCCAGCUGGUGCGGCUGGCAUACAAUGAGCUGAUGCCUCUCACCGUCAUCGGUGGCGUUGGUGAAGACGAGAAGGUCCUGCUGGGCCACCUGCCGUUCGAGCAUGGGGCGGGGGUGUCCAAAGGCUUCAAGAUCAGUUCUGGCGAGUACGUACCGGGCCCCGGGGAGCGCGUGGCAGUCGUCCUGGCGUGGGUCAACCAGAUACUGCUGGAUCGCCGGCGCGAGGGCGGCAUCAACGUCCCCGGGCCCCUCAUGACCCGCGUGUAUGGGGUGCUGUCCAGCGGCAUGCUGGGAUAUGAGCAGGCCAGGAAGCUGCAGGACACGCCCUUCCCCUUCCCCCUGGCCCAGUUCAGCACCACCGUCCUGCUGACCUUCGGCCUGGCCCUCCCGCUGGUCUCCGCGGCCGCCAUCGCCCAACCCGCGCUCGCCGCCGCUACCUCCUUCGCCUCCGUCCUCACGCACUACGCCCUCAACGAGCUGGCACGGGACCUCGAGGAUCCCUUCAUCUACGACCCCAACGACCUGCCCCUGGCGGCCUUCCAGUGGAAGUUCAACCAGAAGCUGCUGGCGCUGAGUCAGACCAGGCGGCCGCUGGCCCCGACGGAGAGGCGCCUGGUGCGGCUGAGGAGCCUGCGGAGGGAGAGCGCGGCGGGGGGGGUGGCGUCGGGGCGGUCGAGCGACCGGUCGGCGCUGUCGCCGGGGGAGGCAGGAGGGAGGCGAAUCGGCGGCACGUCCUACAUUUUGGACGACGUGCUGAGCCUCCCCACCGACGACGAGACCCCUUCACCGCCCUCUACCGUCUCCUCCACCCGCCACCGAUCCUCGUCCCUCGGAUCCGUCGAAUUGACCACCUGGCGGCCUGGCUUCGGUCGGCCGCUCUCUGCGGUGCCCGAGGCGGAGACUGAAUCCGGGGAGGAGACGGGGCGCCCAGACGCGUUCCGUCCGGUGUCCCCCAUCACCAUCCAAAUCCAGGAAAUAAGACGAGAAGUGGAGCCGAGGGGGUCGACGACGAGCUUCGGUUCGUCGGACAUCGACGGCAGCCGGCCGUCCGACGGCGCGAAUUCGCCUACGAGCGCCGCCUCGUCGCCCGACGAGACUUCUCCGACGGAAGAUGCGACGAGGAUACGAAGAGCACGCGAAGAAUAUACCGGACGAUUCGCCCAGGAUGCGGCCAGUCCACGAAGAAUGCAUGGAGAAUAUGUAGUCGUCGGGUCGCCCGCCAACGAUUUUUCCUCAAAGGACGGCGCCACUCCCGGCAGCGCCCGGUCGUCGACGAACUUCGGCUCGUCGAUCAGCGGCUCUUCUUGGGACGACUGUUCGUCGGUGGUCAGUGGCCUUCCGUCGACCGUCGCCUCGUCGCCCACCUCGGGGUCGACGGCCGAGGGGCCGCCUCGGCUCGUCCGUUCGUGGCCACGGCACUCCCGUGGGGAGAGCUCUUGA
Messenger RNA from Ostreobium quekettii, 2001 nucleotides. The record is from the annotation of a GenBank genome assembly. NCBI's taxonomy places the organism in Eukaryota, Viridiplantae, Chlorophyta, Ulvophyceae, Bryopsidales, Ostreobiaceae.